Molecule: messenger RNA, 1798 nt
Organism: Solea solea (common sole)
Lineage: Eukaryota; Metazoa; Chordata; Actinopteri; Pleuronectiformes; Soleidae
Gene: ciao3
Product: nuclear prelamin A recognition factor-like
Exons: 11
Coding region: 52-1482 (476 amino acids)
Biological process (GO): iron-sulfur cluster assembly
Cellular component (GO): cytosolic [4Fe-4S] assembly targeting complex
Molecular function (GO): 4 iron, 4 sulfur cluster binding
Source: RefSeq, a predicted model, not a curated record
CAGCUAUUCACGACACAAAAAGUAAACAACGAUCACUUUACGGCAGUAAGAAUGGCGUCGCACUUUAGCGGUGUACUACAGUUGACGGAUUUGGAUGACUUUAUCACUCCCUCUCAGGAAUGUGUCAAACCUGUCAAAGUAGAGAAGAAACAGGGAAGAUCGGUGGCCAGAAUUCAAAUAGAAGAUGAUGGAAGUUACAUCCAAGUCAACCCUGAUGGUGGUAAGAAGAAACUUGAAAAAGCAAAAAUCACACUGAAUGACUGUUUGGCCUGCAGUGGCUGCAUCACCUCUGCCGAGAGUGUCCUCAUCACACAACAGAGCCACGAGGAACUCUUUAAAGUGCUGCAGAAUAACAAGGCAACUGCAACUGAGCAGAAGGUUGUCGUGGUGUCUGUGUCGCCACAGUCCAGAGCCUCUCUUGCAGCAUCCUAUAAUCUCAGCAGUAGUGAGGCAGGCAGGAGACUUACUACUUUUUUCAAAGGCAUUGGGGUCCAUCAUGUGUUCGACACAAGCUUCAGCCGGACCUUCAGUCUGCUGGAGAGUCAGAGAGAGUUUGUGGAGCGGUUCCAGAGGAAGGAGCAGGACAAAAAAACCCUGCCGAUGUUGACAUCUGCUUGUCCAGGUUGGAUAUGUUAUGCAGAGAAGACACAUGGAGAGUUUAUCCUUCCAUACAUAAGUACAACCCGCUCCCCCCAGCAAAUGAUGGGUUCACUGGUUAAGGGCUAUUUUGCUGAACAACAGGGCCUAAGUCCACAGCAGAUCUAUCAUGUGGCUGUAAUGCCUUGCUUUGACAAGAAACUUGAAGCAUCAAGGUCAGACUUCUACCUAAGUAAAGCUGAGACCAGAGAGGUGGACUGUGUCAUCACCUCAGGAGAGGUUCAGAAAAUGCUGGAGGAGAAAGAUGUGUCCCUUAAUGAUUUGGAGCCUGCAGCCCUGGAAACAUUGUUCACUAAUGUUAGUGAGGAUGAGUUCCUGAGUCAUGCUGGGAGUGGAUCAGGGGGUUACCUCCAUCAUGUCUUCACCUAUGCUGCCAAGCAGCUAUUUGGAGAGGAAGUGCAGGAACUCACGUACAAGACCCUCAGAAAUAAAGACUUCCAGGAAGUGACACUUGAGAAGGAUGGAGAAGUCCUGCUCAGCUUUGCUUCCACAUAUGGGUUCCGUAACAUCCAGAACCUGGUGCAGAAACUCAAGAGGGGCAAGUCACCUUACGACUUUGUUGAAGUUAUGGCCUGUCCAUCAGGAUGUCUAAAUGGUGGUGGACAGGUGAAGGCCUCACCUGGUCAGAACCAAAAGGAUGUUCUCCAGAAGGUUGAGGAGCUUUACCAUGCAGAGUGCACCCAGUCACCAGAAGAUGACACGCGUGUGGCUGAGCUAUAUCAAUUAUGGCUCCACAGCGUGGGGGAGGAGAGAGCCAAGGAGCUGCUGCACACACAAUACCAUACAGUAGAGAAGAUGGUCAAUGGACUCACUAUGAAGUGGUGAUAUAAUAUUACAGAGCCGUCCUACUAUGCCAAGACUGUUGAGGGAGCGGAGAGAAGGGUUAUGUGGACACUGCUGAAUAUAAAACCUUUAAAAGGUAGACCAAAAGCUGAUCCGAUAUCGUGAGAGCCUAGAUUAAUAGAUCUUAUAUCUAAGAUCAACCAAAUUAUGUGUAAUGUCUGACAAAGAGCCCCAGCACCAUUAAUCAUCCUUGGAAAUUUUUUAAUAAACUCACAUUUUGAAAAUGUGAGCUAAUGGACAAAAUAUAAUUCCUAGUACACAUGCAUACAUAUUUAUAUAUAAAUAAAUGUUGAAAGGA